AUGAAGACGAAGAAAGAGGCAAUUGCAGAAAUGAUAUACUUUCCGGAAGACAUUCUGAAAGAAAUCUUUUUAAGGCUACCAGGGAGGUCUCUUUUACGAUUCAGAUGCGUGAGUAAGUCUUUUUGUACCUUAAUUGAUAACCCUAGUUUUCGUAGUAUGAAUCAUGAGCUUAGUUACAGUAGAAACAAUCCUAGUUUUAUGUUUUGCGAGGCUAAACGUAACAAAAUAUACACGAUAGAUUAUAAGUCAGUAUCGUCUUUAUUGCCAUCAUCAACAACGUGUGAAUUUACUACUAAUCACAUGAAUUACCCUCUCAAAUUUCAAGAUUGCGAAGUUGUUUUUUUGUCUUCAUGUAAUGGCUUGGUAUGGAUACAUCUUAGAAAAACUGGUGGUCAUGAAAAGGAGUAUUAUAUUUGGAAUCCGGCAACAGAAGUUUACAAGAGCAUACCCAUGCCAAGAGAAGUAAAAAGCCUCAGGCGUGGUUAUGGAUUUUGUUAUGAUUACAGGACUGAAGAUUAUAAAUUGGUAAGGGUUGUUGUCGACUGGGCUUCAAAGUGUUCUGAUGUUGAUGUCUAUACGGUAAGCUCAAAUUCAUGGAAAACCACUCAAAUCAUACCUUACAAUAUUUAUUACCAAGGAUAUUGUGGUGUGCUCUUUUGUGGAGCUCUUCAUUGGCUUAUGCGUACCUUCGGGCGAGACUCCACUCAUGUACUGGUUUGUUUUGAUAUUGUCAAUAAGAGAUUCGAAGAGGUUGCACUGCCAGAAACACCUAUGCCAUAUCCAGAAGAACCUUUGGAAGCAGAUAUGUUGGAUUUAGGAAUAGGAGUAUUGGGAGGGUGUAUAUGUUUAAUUUAUCGUUUUUUUGGUGUCGGGGUUGAUGUAUGGAUGAUGCAAGAAUAUGGAGUUAGAAAAUCUUGGACUAAAAGUUUUUCCAUUACCCACGAGAGUAUAACCAGCAGUAUAUAUUUGGAGUUGAUGUGGAGUUUCAAGAACUACAAGAUUUUAUGGGGGAUCGAUUAUGGAUUCAUUUUAUAUGAUUCAAACAACAAAAUAUUUAGAGAAAUGGUGAUGUAUUCUCAUUGGACUGAUAGGCUUACUGCAGCACGGAAUUAUAUGGUUAGUUCAGUUUCGCUUUAA
Molecule: messenger RNA, 1137 nt
Organism: Papaver somniferum (opium poppy)
Lineage: Eukaryota; Viridiplantae; Streptophyta; Magnoliopsida; Ranunculales; Papaveraceae
Product: F-box/kelch-repeat protein At3g06240-like
Exons: 1
Coding region: 1-1137 (378 amino acids)
Molecular function (GO): protein binding
Source: RefSeq, a predicted model, not a curated record